UAUUUACUAUUGUUGUCUGCAGAAAACAAAAACCCCUCCUUCCUUCUAUCAUGAAAACCCUGUUUUGUCGCAUUCUCGUCCUCCAUUAGAACCUUCGUUUCAAAUCCGAAGGUUCAUAUCUUCAACCACAGGUUUGCUCAACUUUGUAGAUUCCUUACCAACAACGUCAAAACAUUCACAAUGCUUUCACCAUCAACUAAAUCCAGAUUCAGCAUGGCCAAAACAGUAAUCUCCACCGUCGGUUCCGUCGCCGCGGCAGCGGCGGUAGUCCACACAUUCUCCCGUCAGUACUUGCCCACCGAAUUCCGCCGUGAGGUCGAAAAUUACAUCCAUCUCAGCCUCCGUACUGUCCUCAACAACUUCUCCAGCCAGUUAACCAUGGUGUUCUACGAAUCCGAAGGGUUUGGCGACAACGAAAUCUACACCGCCGCACAACACUACCUCGCCACCCAAAUAUCCUCCGACAUCCGCCGUGUGAAGGUCUCUAAAAACCCUAACGAACAAAAGUUUAACGUAGGAAUGGAAACUAACGAGGAGUAUACCGAUCUUUACAAUGGGGUUACCUUCACGUGGUCUUUACUCUCCAAACAGAAGCCAACGGGUUACGAAAACGGCCGGUCUUUACGAUCGGAGAUCCGCUCGUUAGAACUCACGUUUCACCGGAAACAUAAAGAUCUCGUGUUGGAUUCCUACUUGCCGUUUAUAAUCAAUUGUUCAAAAACCAUUAUACAGAAUGAGAAAACCGUGAAGCUGUUCACAACUGACAGGAGGUGGAGUUAUUCAACUAUGUUGUGGAAAUCGGUGAAACUCGACCACCCGGCGACGUUUGAGACGGUGGCGAUGGAUCCCAGUGUGAAAGAGAUGGUGCUGAAGGAUUUGGAUAGGUUUGUGGAGAGGAGAGAGUAUUAUCGGAAAGUCGGGAAGGCGUGGAAAAGAGGGUACUUGUUGUAUGGGCCUCCGGGUACUGGGAAGUCUAGCUUGAUUGCGGCGAUAGCGAAUUACUUGAAGUUUGACAUAUAUGACUUGGAGUUGACUAACAUUUGUUCGAACUCUGAGCUGCGGAGGUUGUUGGUGGCGACUGCAAACCGUUCGAUACUGGUGGUGGAGGAUAUUGAUUGCUCGGUCGAGUUGCAUGAUCGGGUGCAGGUAGAAACGGAGAAAGACACGGCGAAAGACAAGGCUGCAAAGAAAGAACACAAGGUAACUUUAUCAGGGUUUCUUAAUUUUAUUGACGGGUUAUGGUCAAGUUGUGGUGACGAGAGGAUCAUAAUAUUCACGACAAAUAGGAAGGAGAAACUUGAUCCAGCGCUUGUUCGUCCAGGUCGUAUGGAUGUUCACAUCCACAUGUCGUACUGCACCCCGAGUGCCUUUAGAACGCUAGCUUCCAACUAUCUUGGUGUUACCGAACACAAUCUUUUUGAAGACAUUGAUGAGUUGAUCAGCCACGUGGAUGUUACCCCUGCUGAAGUGGCAGAACAGCUUCUCAAAGAUAACGAUCCGGACAUUGCUCUUGGUGGCCUCAUUGAGUUUUUUGAUGUAAAGAGGAAGGAGAAUGAGGAGGCCAAGGCAAAGUUAAAAGAAGAAGAAGAAAAAUUGGCUGCAAUAGAAAGAGAAAAGAAGAAGCUGCAAAAGAAACUGAAAAAACUAAGUGCAAAAACAAGUGAAAAGAAGCAACAAGAGGAACCUGCAACAGAAAUUGAAAAGAAGCAGGAAGAGAAAACUGCAACUGAAAUUGAGAAGAAGCAACAAGAGGAUGGAGUAGACGAUUAAUUAAGUAGUUAAUUAACUAAUUAGUUAUGAGGCUUCAUAUAUAUAUUAUGCAUAUAUUGAAAAUUGACUCUGGUAUGACUUUUAUUUAAAAGAAUGUAGAAUUUAUCUAA
Helianthus annuus (common sunflower) is the source of this 1880-nucleotide messenger RNA. RefSeq names its product AAA-ATPase At3g50940. The transcript is spliced from 3 exons. NCBI's taxonomy places the organism in Eukaryota, Viridiplantae, Streptophyta, Magnoliopsida, Asterales, Asteraceae. Gene Ontology annotation, molecular function: ATP binding; ATP hydrolysis activity. The record is from RefSeq and is a predicted model, not a curated record. The coding region runs from base 181 to 1770 and encodes 529 amino acids.